UUUGCUAAGGCUUUGGUUGGAGAAAGUUGGGAAAACUUUUCAUUUCAUUUGAACAGGAAGAUGGCGUUUACUCUGAGAAUAGUGGCUUUCGUUGCAGGCCUUGUCGCCGUUUUGGGGCAACAGCAACAGCAGCAGUGCAAUGUCGAGGAAUGCCUUUUGAAGCUCCGUGAUCCUGAUCCCGUCAAAGAGGGAGACAUCAAAAUCUUCUGCGCUCGUACCGCCGAAGGUCUGGCUUGCCUCGACAGGUGUCUGGACUCCCCUCUUUAUCAAGCUACCAGCCCCAUCGUCAUGGGAGGAGUCAAGCAGUUGCUGUCAGAAAUUUGUGUUCCUGGAUCCAGCCUCGGAAAACGUUACAUGCAAGAAUCCAAGUGCUUGAACCACCAGAACACUACCGUCAUGGAUUGCGCCACUUCCAUGAUUGAAAAAUAUCCCUCCCUUAUCCAGCGUCCUGAUCCUGAAUCUAUCAUCCGAGUUUUCUGCUGCUCCAUCGACAGAACCGAAGAAUGCAUUGUCGAAAGGGUUCACAAAGAUUGCGGCAGGGGUGCAGCCAAACUCGUCAACGAAAUGAUGAACAAAGCCUUUAACCCCAUCAACCAAGUCAUCUGCUACUUUAAUGACCCUAACCAGUGUCCUCAGUUCUAAGUCAUACAUCACCAUCGCUCAUCGAUUAAGACCUUACAAUAACUCCUCACAGCAUCGACCAAAUAAAAUGCGUACAUAACCACGAGAUAUACAAGUCGUUUCAAAGAAACCAUAAAAUCCGUCACACAUAUUCAUUGCUUCACCAUAAUAAAUAUCUCGAUAAACCGAGCUUCGUUAAAUGAUAUUUCUUUCAGUCCAAAGAAGUUGUGAUAAACGCCUCUCGAUUUUUUGUUUUACAAUCAAGUUUUUUCAAUUUUCAAAAAAAAAAAAAAAAAAUUUCGAAAAAUCUCUUAAAACAUAAAUUUAUUUUGACAAAGUCAAAGAAGUCUUGAAAGAAAAAAGUGGUUCAAUUAAAUUUUUUAACGUUCUAAGUCAGUUAAAGUUUCAAUUAAGUUGGAUAAUGUUGCGUUGUAUGAUUGGUUAGUACUACUGCUUCGAAACGUUUUCAUCCAAAAUUACUACAAUUAUAUUUUGUAAGGACUUUUUUUCGGACAUCAAAACUAGAUAGCAGAAACCGGGAAAAAACAAAUAAGUGAAAAUUUACGGGUGUGAAGAAUCAUUUAAAAAUAAAGCCAAAAAAAAUAUUGUGAACAUUUUAAAGUAUAAUGUGUUUAUUAUACGGUAAAGUAUAGUACGAUACUUUAAAGUUUAUUUGAUUCACGAUAUGAAGACUUCAAAUACAUUUAAUUUUUUUGAAUGCUCGGUAAAAAAAAUCUUAGACAAUUCUAAUUCAAUCAUGUAAGUCCUAUGAUUCAUAUUUAUGUACAUAUAAUAGUACGCGGUUAACUUAGUGAUUUAAUGCACAUACUAAAUUUAAAACAUUUUCAUUAUUCUGACAUCCAAACGAAUCAUUCAAACAAUCAUGUUUGUUGUAUAUAGCUAAAUACAAGACUGUGUAAUAGUAGUUUCUCUAUGUAUAUAUUAUUUUUGUAUAUAUUUUAUUAUUUUGUAUACCUUUACUGUGAUCACGUUUAAAAAUUGAAUUUCAAGAAAUUUUUGCAUAUUUGUACUUAUUAAUGUAUUCAUUCACUGAUAAAUAAGAUCACGUGUAUUUUUACUUGCACUGCAUUUCACACAUUUACAUAACCAACAGAGAAACUACUAUAUAUGGUUGUACAUAAUGUAUGUCUUAAA
Molecule: messenger RNA, 1776 nt
Organism: Uloborus diversus
Lineage: Eukaryota; Metazoa; Arthropoda; Arachnida; Araneae; Uloboridae
Exons: 5
Coding region: 61-642 (193 amino acids)
Source: RefSeq, a predicted model, not a curated record